Messenger RNA from Brassica rapa (field mustard), 6870 nucleotides. Its product is annotated as F-box protein At1g80960. Gene Ontology annotation, molecular function: protein binding. The record is from RefSeq and is a predicted model, not a curated record. NCBI's taxonomy places the organism in Eukaryota, Viridiplantae, Streptophyta, Magnoliopsida, Brassicales, Brassicaceae.
AGUUUAAUUCCCACUUAAGCCGGCACUGAUAAUAUGAAUAAUUUAGUGCUAGCAAAAUUGAACAGCCUUAAAACUUUUCAAUUGCUAAAUAGGAAGUGACCUUAAUUCAACUAAAUAAUGUCCGAUAUUUGAAAAAAAUAUCAAAGAAUGGACUCAACUGAAGUGAUGAAGAGUUUUAGCUUGAGACUUAUCUUGUGAGAAAAGAAAUUUCACUAAAGAACAUUAUAAUCUAUUUGGAGAAAAACGUAAAUGCAACAUGCUCUAGUGUAUGACUAAAAGCUUCAUAAAUAAAUCAGCAUAUGCUGAUUUCGUAUACACACUGUGUCAGUGUGAAUGUGUAAUUAGUAAGGUAUGAGGGUGCGAUGAGGAUGUGGUUUGAAUCACAAAGCAUAUGCUGAUUUCGUCUGUCUUUCAUAAUUUAUUUGGUUUUAGAUAACAGAUUUCAAAAUAGAGCAACAUCUAUUGUAAAACUGUUUUUGGAGAUGAAUUGAUUUAACAUUCUUUUAUUUGUAAAAGAAUGUGUAAUUUUAGAGGUUUGAAUAUGGAGUACGUGCGUGAACUUCAUGUGUUUAUGAAAAUGAUUGGAAACAUAAAGAUGACAGUUUAGUUAACCCAUUAAAGCACCAUCGUUAAACUUCUCUCUAUCACUUGAUCAUUCUUUGGCAAAACACACUAAAUGCUUUAUAAUUUUACACACUUGAUCAUUCUGUCUAUCAUUUUUUUACAUUAGAUAUAUCACUUGAUCAUUCUUUGGCAAAACUUAUCCUAAAGAGAUUAUGCGACAUUUAAAUUGCAAACCCGAGUUGAGUAUUUUUAUUUAGUUGAACUUUAUUAAAAGUAAAAAUUCAUCUCUUAGAAUAUAUAGUCAAAAUUAGUAUAUCCUUUGAUUUAUUUCCAAACCAAGUUUUAUUUUUCUCAUUGUGUAUAUGUAUAACAUCUAAAGUACUUUUCAUUCACAUAAUUUUAUACUAUAUACUUUAAAGAAACUAAUUUUUAUUUUUUUGCAAAUAUACUUUUUGGGUACAUAAUAUACCAAAAAAAAGAUAAAAUUAUUUAUUUCCAUAUUUCAAAUGGCAGAUAUUGUGCAAAUGAAAACAAUAAGAAGAUAAGAAUCAUGGGAUUUUUACUGGACAAUAACACUGCUAGAUUUUUUUGUGUGUCUCUAAUUAAUCUGUUUUAUGAUUAUAUCAUUGUCAUUAACUACAUCAAACAUACAUAUUUAUCUCUCUUUUCUUUUAUAUAGUUAGAGCAUCACUAAAUUUGGAGUUUCUUAUCAUUAAUUAUAUUAAUUAUAUUAAUUUUAAUAUGUGAUUAAAUUUUAAUAUAAACAAUAAUGCUAAUCAGCGAAUGACAAAUGUCAUAGUUGUUUCUUAAAAUUGUGUGAAAGUUACGUUUCUCCUCCUUUAUUCUCUUUUCUCAUUUUUUAACAUUUUGUUGAAAAAAUCACAUUUCUUGUCACCUAUAAAAAAAUGCUCUAGGAGUCUCUUAAAUAAAGAAUCAGUCUCUCUUUGUUUUGUGUACAUCUUAUGCCGCUUCUUAGUGGUCCAAUCAAUGGAUAAAGCAAUAUCAUCCACAUAAGGAGAAAUGGUGCAUGUCGAGGUGAUCAAUACUGAUGAUUAUAUUAGUAAACUCUCAAACGAUCUCUUGCUUGAGAUCUUAUCAAAAUCAUCGACGGAAGAAGUCAUUAAAACUAGUAUUCUAUCGAAAAGAUGGAGGAAUGUGUGGAAGAAGACGUCUUGUCUGUGUUUGGACAUGCGGAGGAUCGAAAAAACCACAACUCUUUUGCCGGGUGUUUUUCAUCAAGCUGCUAAUUCAGUGACAAAAGUCUAUUUCUUUUCCUUAAUAUUUUCCUUCAUAAGUUUUAGAAGAAGAAAAAUUACAUGAAUAGAUCUGGUUUUAAGAUUGAUGGACUAGGUUGGUUGGUGCUAACUAUAUUAUGAACACUUAAGAUAACCCAUGAGAUGAUCUUGUUUGUUGAUUUUUAUAACCUAUGAAUACAUAUCUCUAGGUCAAAUAACAUCACUUGAGAAAGAGAGGUUCUACUUAUUGUAGAUAUCAAAUAAGUUUGGUGGGAUUUUAUUUUGAAUUUUUCUGAAAGAUUGAAGUUAACAGUUUUUCGCGCGAAAGUCUUAAAUUUUAAAUUUACAAUCGUUAGAUUUGAGAUUGAUGAUUACAGAUCAGUGAGUUGUUAUUGUAGUGAAUAGUAAAUCUAGAUGAAAAUGAUCUCUUGCCUUUUUUCAUUCAAAAUGGUACAUCAGAUAUAUUGGGUUUUAUUUUAAAUUUCGCGAUUUUGCUAAAGAUCUAGACUGGUGUAAUAUUUAAUUUUUGAAUUAUAUGAUCAAUAGAUUUAUGUUUCUCUAAAAAAAUAUCAAUAGAUUUGAGAUCUAAGAUAUGUUAUUGAAUUCUUAUGGUAAUAAAUAUGAAAUCUAGGAAGACAUGAUCUCUUGCUUUUUUCAUAUAGAAUAAACACUUGCAUUAUAAAAAAAAGGCAUACCCAAUAUAUUACAUUUUUUUGUUUGAAAUUCAUUGUUUUAUAAGAGAUUAGCAUAAUUUUUUUUUACUGAAAAUAUAUUUUUUCUUUAUAUUAUAUGAUCAAGAUAUUUGAGACACACCAGUCAUUUGUGUUGUAGUGAAUAGUAAACCUAAGAGAACAUGAUCUAUUGCCAUUUACACCUAGAAGUAAUACGUGCAUUCAGAAAGGUUAUACAGGAUCACUGUGGCCAUUUGGAAAGAUGCACAAUCUACCAUGACUCACGCCAAUGUGAAAACGGGAUGUUGGAGUUUUGGAUUCAGUCACUGGUUAAUGUGAAACACAUCAAGGAUCUCACACUUGAAAACUUUUCUCCCGGUUCGAAAUCAAACAACAGAUCCAAUGUCACACUUGACUUACCUCCUAGGUCAUUUUCUCAUCCAAGCCUCACAUCUCUCUCGCUAAGCCAGUACAACUUAAAAGCUCCACAUGCUUUCUUGGUUUGCUGGAAUUUAAAGAAUCUCAAACUGAUUGGUAUCUCUGCCGAGGUUGAAGUCUUUAAUGCAGUCCUUGUGGCUUGCACUUCUCUCCAAGUGCUUGCACUAGAGAUCACUUGCCACAGAAAAGAUGGUAUUCUGAAGAUUGAUAACCACAACCUAAAGUUCUUAUAUCUAUCAUGUUCUAGGAUAAAAGGCGUUGAGGUGUCUUCACCCAGCCUAGAUAUUAUCUCCAUUGGAUCUCUCUCGUGUGAGAUGGAGAACUUCAUCAUUGCAAGCCCUAGACUCCAUUUUAAUCGAAACUAUUGGGCUACAGGAAAAUUCUUUCCUCACACUAGCUAUUAUAUAUCAUGCCCCUAUCAGGGGGAAGCAAGCAUUGGACAUGAGAUCAUGAUGAACGGAUCCAAUGUUUGUAUGAAAAUGUUUGCAUCAAUGUCGGUGAGUGUAGACUUAACUAAUGCAAAAGAAGUUGAGAUACUCAGACAAGUGUUAGCUGUAUGGCCUGGAGACAUGCAAGAAGUUGAGAUUUUGUUUAAGAGUAACAAUGCUGCUAGGAAAGAAAGUGAGUCUUCCAUUGGAAAUACACAGAACGCGUUUUGGGAAGAUACAAAACCGUUUCCCAGCGCUCAGUUCCGUGCAUAUACUGUAUGGUUGUCUAACUUUAGCGGUUCAAAUGAAGAGUUUGCGUUAGCCUCGCGUAUGAUAAUGCAAGGGACGGUAGCAAGGUGUAUGAUCAUUAAACCAUCGACGGUUUCUCCAGCUAACAAGUUGGAGAUUGAAGCGGCAAUAGCCAGGCUGAAGGAGCUUCCAAAAGGUCACGAGAACCUUCGUAUCGUGAUGUUCUGAUGAGUUGUUGUUUGAAUCUAGCCAUUGGCUAUAUAUCUAGAGAACUCUUCCGAGUCUCGUUUCAAGUAUUGCUUUGGUAUUUCUCUUUUUUUUUUUUUUAUGUUUCAGAUAUUUGGGAUGUUAUUUGAGUUAACUUGAAGUUUAUUUGAUCUUAUUGCUUAGUCAAAAGGGAUUAUCUAUCAUGAGUCGACAAAACCUAUGUGCUUGUUAAUUUGUUAAGUUAGGGUACAUAUAACUUAUUCAGUAAUCGUAAGGGCCAAAGAGUAGGUAAUAGUAUAGUAAAUUUCUGUAAAGAAAGUUCCACAAAUAACAUAUUACAUGUAUUUCACUAUACUAAAUCGAAUAUAUAGCUCCAUUACAUUUUUUUUAAUUUUUAAUGUAUUAAAUAAAAAAGCAUAAAAAGCCUCAUCUGGUUAGAAGUCAUUUACUCACACUCACGGCUUAGAAAACGUUACAAACUUUUCGUUAAUUGAUUUUCUAUAGAACUAUUAAGAAAUAAAAAGUCACCUUUUUAUUACAUCAAUAAAAAGUGACCCAUGAAAAACCAAAAUUCGUAACGCCUCUCUUCCCCAUGACUUGAGCCAGCAAUUUCAUCUAUCACAUUUUUUGAAACGCUUCUUAAAGUCUCUACCCUUUUUACGUUAUGUAUCUUAAAGAUUUUACUAGAUUUUGACCCGCGCUCUGAAGCGCGGGUUUUUGGAUUAUAAAAAAAAAACACAAUUUGAUAUGAAUUAUCAUUUUGAGAUUGUUUUACAUUAUUACGUUACAGAGUCGUAUUAUAUCAAAGAAGGAUAUUUAUUUAGAUUUAAUUAGCUUAUUUGAGAUUCUCUAUGUAUAUUUUUAUGUAAAUUUCUAUUAGGCAUAUGUACUUUAUCCGAACCCAAAAAUUUGAACCAAACCUGAUCCAAAAAUAUAUAUUCAGUUUGGUCAAUUUCUAAAACAAAGUACUUAUUGGGUAUACUUUUAAACCCGCGGGUCUCGGUUAGGUCCGAGUUUUAUCUGAGACUCGAUCGGCUAAACAAAGUACCCAAUUAUUUUGUGUAUAUUAGGCAUAUCUGGAUAUUUAAGAUUGGUAUUAUGGAUAUUUUAAGUUAAAAGGUGAUGCUAUCAAAAUUUACUUAUAUAUUUCAGGUAUUCAAGUAAAAUUUUGGAUAUUUUCUGUUUUUAGUUCAUAUUUUGGGUAAAGUUUUGGGUUAUAUAAACUAUUUGAACUUUUAAGAAUUUUGUUUGAGUUUUCAAAAAAAUUCAUGUUUCAGGUAUUUUUGUGUUUUCGGGUAUUUCAAAUCUUUUCGGGUUUUAAAUAUUCAAAUCGGUCGGUCCCAUCGUGUAACCAAAAAUUAUAGUUAUUUGAAUUACGAAUCUGAACCGGUCCGGAACCAACCUGAAUCCGAACUGAAAUUUUCAAAUAUCUAGUUGGUUUAAAUGUCUAGGACAUAAAAGGAAUCGAUCAAACUCGGCCCGAAGACCCAAAUAUUAAACUUUACUCUCUUUCAUUAUAUUUGGUGUGCAUUUUAUAAUAUUUUUAUUUAUUGAGUUGAUAAAACUUAAGAUUUAUUUAGCAUAUUUUUUUAAUUUAGUAUUGCAGUCCCAAAUAUAUAAUCUAAUAACAUAAUAUGAAACCUUCUAUAUUGUCCACAAUGUCUGAUAUAAUUUGUUUUGUUAAUAGUGUUGAUAUUGGUAUAUCAUGUUAGUUAACGGUAGAUGUUAUAAGUUGUAGAUCUUAUAAAGGUUAAUUACGUUUGGUAUUAUAUGUAGAUAAAAAAGUGGAUCCAAAAAAAUAUUAGAAUUAAAAGAGAGAUUACAAUAUAUUUCUAAAUGUUGGAAAAUAUUAUUUGGUUGCUAUAUAAUAGGAGUUCAGUUAUAAUAUCUAGUUAUAUAUAAUAGGUUGGACUAAAAAUGAAAGAGUGCACUAACCUUGUAUAAGUAGAUUUUUCAAAACUGAUUCUCUUUUAAUAAAAUAGAUUGGAAAGCAAUAGAUUCUGAAAAGGUCCCAUCCCAUUAAGCAGAAAAUGCACAAAAACUUAAACAACUUUAGAUUUAACCACAAAACUUAAUUUAUAAACUAAUAAAUCUAUCUGUUUAUAAUAACAGUUUGAUUGGAUCAAAUUAUAAAUAUUUCCUGACUACUGUUUUAUAAAUUGAUUGAAUUAGUAGUAUUAUAUUUUCUAAAUUAUUAAGUGAAGUAUAUUAGUUUAUAUUUAAUUUAAUUGAAUUAUCAAAAACGUAACAUGUUCAAUUUUAUAUAGAUGGAAUAAAUCUAUAAGAAUUUCUUUCUUAAAAUUUUCUAUAGUUUUGACCCAAAAAAAAUUCCUCUAGUAAGUAUUAAGAUGCUAUACAUAGAAUCUAUUCAAAUACAAAAUCCAUGGCUAGGGGUUUAUCUAUAGAAUCUUAACUAAAGCUAUAGCAAAGUUUAACAGUUGAGGUUAACGCCGUCUCAAAUUAGUUAAGGGUUAUGUUUAUAUUUAGCAUGUAACAAAAUAAUUUUAAAAUUUUAUAGCUCUAUAUAUAUAUAUUUGAUGUCUUUUUAAAAAUUACUCUAAAUUUAGUAAUAUAUCUAAAAUUUUAAAGUUUUAAACUAUAAUUUAUAUUUACUUUUAAAACAAUUCUUGAUUUUUUUUUUCUUGUACCAAUGGUCAAAUCCUGAUCCUAACUACACUGGCAAGUAACCACCAGGGUCCAUGGGGUUUCAAAUCAUCGGUGAGACGAUCAAAUUCUUUAAGCAUCAUGGUUUCUUUGAGUCCAAAACCUUUUACAAGAAGAUGUUGCUAAGGUUAUUGUAACAUACAUCAAAUAAAAAACAUAAGUUUUGGCAAAUCAUAUUCAAAAAGAAGUAUGGUUGGAGUUCACAUAGUCAUAUACAACAUGGCACAUCAUGAGCAAGGAAGAAUAAGAGGUUCGUUGGAUUCCAAGUGUGUUACUACUUUUUGAAAUUCAAGUAACAAUUGCUGCCAACACAGCCUCUGUAUUGCAGCCAAAUACUAUUUUAAUGUGAUACAAAUCUCUGUAUUGCUUUACUGUACUAUAAUAAUCAUGUCUUCUAACUAAUCGAUUCUUUCA